This is a messenger RNA of Alosa alosa (allis shad), 1950 nucleotides long. RefSeq names its product histone deacetylase 11 (gene hdac11). The coding region runs from base 252 to 1379 and encodes 375 amino acids. Gene Ontology annotation, molecular function: histone deacetylase activity. The record is from RefSeq and is a predicted model, not a curated record. The transcript is spliced from 12 exons. NCBI's taxonomy places the organism in Eukaryota, Metazoa, Chordata, Actinopteri, Clupeiformes, Clupeidae.
ACGAAUUCGCACAUCUUUUCAAUAUUUCGAAUUAACACACGAAGAGCCCCGUGUUUGAAACACAAUGUAAACGGGGUGUUGCGUCUCGUCAAUUCCUCCACGCAUGCGUAGCCUAUUUCUUUCAAUUCGUGUGUAGUGAAGUUCAGUAGCCUACCCACGCCCAUUCAGCAAGGCGACUUGACAGAUUAACCGAAGAAUAAAACAAGCAUUUAGGGAAGUCACAGAGAUGAAAAUUGGGUUGCGGUGAAAAAAUGUCUGAGAAGGAAGACGAGAAAGGCAAAAGGGGUGCCCACCACACAGAGCUCUACUUUGAGGUCCCACCAACAUGCCUGCCCAUCGUUUAUUCUCCUGAAUAUAACAUCACCUUCAUGGGCCUGGAGAAGCUACAUCCCUUUGAUGCGGGCAAAUGGGGAAAAGUCAUCCACUUCCUGAAAGAGGAGCAGUUUAUCUCAGACGACAAUAUAGUGCAAGCCAGGGAGGCCACGGAGGAGGACCUACUGGUGGUUCACACCAGGCGCUACCUGAGCAAACUGAAGAACCAUGUCUUGGAGGGCUCAAGAGAGUGGUCGUUGGUGGUAGCUACAAUUACAGAGAUUCCACCUGUCUUGUUUCUGCCCAACUUCCUGGUCCAACGCAAAGUGCUUCGACCUCUGCGCACGCAAACGGGGGGCACCAUCAUGGCAGGAAAGCUCGCCAUGGACAGAGGAUGGGCUAUCAAUGUUGGAGGGGGGUUCCACCACUGCUCCAGUGACAAGGGAGGAGGUUUCUGUGCUUAUGCAGAUAUAACAUUAGCGAUCAAGUUCCUGUUUGAGAGAGUGGAAGGGGUUUGCCGGGCCACCAUUAUCGAUCUGGAUGCCCAUCAGGGAAAUGGACAUGAGCGGGACUUCUUGGACGACAGACGCGUGUACAUAAUGGACGUCUACAAUCGCUACAUCUACCCGGGAGAUGGAUAUGCCAAACGAGCGAUAAAGCGCAAGGUGGAGUUGGAUUGGGGCACAGAGGACAUGGAGUAUCUCCAGAAGGUGGAGUUGCACGUGGAAGGGGCACUCAAUGAGGUCCGACCUGAUAUCAUCAUCUACAACGCUGGCACGGACAUCCUGGAUGGGGACCCUCUGGGAGGCCUGGCUAUUUCACCGCAGGGCAUCGUGAAGAGAGAUGAAAUCGUCUUUCGGGCAGCCCGGCGUCGCAGCAUCCCCAUCCUCAUGGUGACGUCGGGAGGCUACCAGAAGAAGACCGCCCGCAUCAUCGCCGACUCCAUCCUCAACUUGAACCGCGAGGGCCUGAUUGAGGGCGUGGCGGCUGAGGAGGCGGGCCCAUCUUUCAUGCCACUCAUGAUGAGCAAGUCGUUGUCAUCCGGGGCAACCUUUAAUGCAAUCUGAGGCUUUGGUCAGCAGUGGCUAUGUGGAGUCAUGCUUCAGAUAAGGACCUCGUAGGCUAAAUUUGUCCUAAGGAUGCACUUCGGUUGGCCCUCUGUGGUGGUUAGUAACGUGGAAACAGCCCAAGGGAUGCCAUUUGUUUCAUAAUUCAAAUCAUGUGAAUGAAAUGAAAAUGAGAAAUGAGCAUCACAAAAAGCGCUCUUAACAGCAAUGUGUUUUCGUGAUGUUGGGCUUAUCAACUAUCAAAGACUCUCUGAGACUAGUCUCGAUCCAUGAAGGAUGUCUCUUGUUCCUUUAGCAUUCAGGGAGUUUACAGAGAACUGACUGAAUCUCUUCACUUUCCAAUUUUUUUGAGACAGGUGGUGCAUCUUCAGCCUCUAAGUGGCCAGUCUUAACUCUGUCCAGGGCAUGUUUUCUAACUGCAUUUUUACUUACAGUAACAGCACACUCCAGCUGUGGGCUGUUCUCACAGUGACCUACUUCACAGUAACAGAUAACGUACUCAGCACUAUUAGCGUAGGACUAACUAACAGCUUGUCAGGGACUAUGAGCUCAUUCCAGUAGAGUGGACGUG